Molecule: messenger RNA, 7773 nt
Organism: Oncorhynchus tshawytscha (Chinook salmon)
Lineage: Eukaryota; Metazoa; Chordata; Actinopteri; Salmoniformes; Salmonidae
Exons: 2
Coding region: 3467-4417 (316 amino acids)
Source: RefSeq, a predicted model, not a curated record
AUACAGCCAAGAAGGAUAACGGGCUCCUUAUGGAUCCUGAACGACUUCGUUGGAGCAGAUGACACAUCCGAUAACACAGAUGCAAUUCUCCCGUUCUGUACGAACGUUUUUUCAAACACACCGAGAACAGAGGAUUUAAACGUCCCGCCAACUCCCCCGGGAACCUCCACCCCCUCACUACAUAUUCCAGACCCAAACAAGCAACGCACAACACGGGCUCUAGUACAUUGCUCAGAAUCCACCCCUCCAGAAAAGUGCUACUGGGCAGGGAACUUGCGGCUUCACGAGCCGGCGCUCCAUGGACACGACUCCUCCCCGGCGUAUAACGGCCCAGAAGACCACACACAUCUAGAGCACGCGGAGGAUUCCAGCUCACCGAACAUUCCCAAUGAAACAACCAAAACGGAAGAUUUCACCGUUUUAAAUGACAUUUCAGAGGCAGAUGACCCGCUAUUAUGGGAUGCGGCCAACCUUCUUGAUUCCGCCAAUUCUUUGGUGGCAACAUCCGGAUCUGAAAUAGAACAAGCUAGGUUUUUCACAGCCUUUUCCAGGGCUCUAAAAUCCCGAAAGGUUUUGCCACACAAUCAAAUGGGGAUUUUACUUGAGCGACAUUACAGAGAGGAUCUAUCAUUCUGGCAUAGAACAAUUCCACGUAUGUUAAACAGCAAUCCGAUUAAAAAACGCAAAUACAGGCGCUAAAAUCAUAUAUUUAACACGGAUCCUUCCAGAAUAACCCAAGAACGCACAUCAUUAAUUAUGCAAAUGGCAGAGCCAACAGACCUAGUUGAGACAGUUGAAAGCCUCUUAUCACAGAUACCGCCAGAACGCCUAGAAAUUAUUAAUCGUAUGAACAAGGCGUGGGUAACAAACAUAAUACCGAUAGAUGAAAGCAUAUUAUCACAGAUUCCAGCCAAACUCCUAGAAAUUAUUAAGCGUAUGAAAGAGUCAGGGAUGCCCGAUGAAAACCUGUUAUCACAGAUUCCCGAAGCCCUCAUAUCGCUAAUUAAUCAGAUGAACGAGAGCCCGACAUCUUCGGGCAUCCCCCCCCCCCAAAACCAACCGUUAAUGCCCAACCGUUAAUGCAUGUCAGAUGAGUCUGAAACGCAAUACAAUGUUUUGGGGGAAUUGGAAAAUUGUCUAAUAAAUCAGGAGGGAGACGGUAUUGAUCGAAGUGUUCGGGUUGUGUACUGAAAUAAAUUCAACAAUACAGAGAUUCGACAGUUUUCAAUUUCACAUGGGUGAAUCAGAAUCUUGACUAUGCUGUGUUGUACGUAAUGAUGUUGGAUACUCUGAUCGAACAGUUAGAUAGGGUAAGAGAUUAUGGCGAACCACGUGAUGUCUUACAGUUGGAACUUUGUGGAGAUAGCCUGCAUAACACGGUAUCUCUUAUUUUACCCAAUGGCAAAGCAGAUCUUGAACAAUUUAUCGCACUGCUUGAACGACUUGUUCAGUCAAAUUUAUCCGUCAUAGCCGAUAGGACCCUCGAGCUUGUAGUGCAAAUAAUACGUCAACCCCUGGGUGGUGGGGGUCAGAGAAGGAAGCUAGAUAGCCUAAUGCAAUCAGAAAUAAUAAGCAAUAAAAGGGCCUACCUCAUAAACUCGUGCCGUUAUAACUGUUAAUUAUGUCUGGAUGAAAAUUGCCCUAUGCAUCCCUUAAACCUGACCCCCUGUGAGGAUUGUCACCGCACAUGUUGUUCGGCCUACUGUUAUGAAAAACACAAAAUUGAAACAUGGCACCCCAAGGCCUGUAAAUCUGUAAGCAGUUGUGACAUUAACAAGAAAUGCCCAAAAUGCCAUUGCAAUUUCAACCUAGAUAGCCCUAAACCGCAUGUGUGUGGAAUCAUACACUGUCCAAUCUGUAAAGGGCCUUUGAAAAGCAGAGAUGCUGAAGUGGUUCAAGAAGGGUCACACAAGUGUUAUAUUCAGCCCUUGGAUGAAGAUAAACAUUCAGAGAAAUACGUGUUCUAUGAUUGUGAGACAAAUCAGCAAUCGGGGGUUCAUUUGCCUAUUUUUGUAUCUACCAUGACUUUCAAGGUUGAAAAGUGGUCGGCAGAGGGACCCAAUUGUGCACUGCUCUUUCUAAAACACAGAAAACCCCAGUACAGAAACUUCACGUUUAUAGCACACAAUGCUAGAGCCGAUGACUCUUACCUUCUUCUGAACCCCUUGAUACAGCAAGGCGUGGCACCCAGUAUCAUAGCUCAAGGUAGUAAAAUCUUGUGUUUUGUAGACCCCGCCUUCAACCAGAGAUACAUUGACAGUUUAAGCUUCUUACCUAUGAGAUUGGCUCAAAUGCCAGAGGCCUUGGGUUUUGAAAAUCUGUGAAAGGCUGGUUCCCCCACUUCUUCACAUCUGAGAAGAAUCUACAUUAUAUUGGAUCUUAUCCCAGUCCCGAAAUGUACGGGUGUGAUCAAAUGUCUCCCAAAGAGCGUGAGAGAUUCAUAACGUGGUACGAGACAGUAAGACAUGGCACCUUUGAUUUCCAUAAAGAGAUCAUAUUGCGACAAUGAUGUGGUUAUACUUCGUGAAGGAUGCCUCAGAUUCAGGGAAGAUGUAAUCAAAGAUGCAGGCAUUGACCCCUGGAGUUGUACAACUAUUGCAUUGGCAUGCAUGAAAACCUAUCGUACACACUUUCUACCUACAGCAUCUAUAGCUAUCCCCUCGCCUGACAUCUACCAACGCCAAUUCAAGUCCUACUCUUGUGGUUCCGUUGGAGUACUUGGCCCAGGAUAAAGACAUUUUUAUUCAACAUGCUAAGAAUCGGGGGGAGAAGGCAUUUGGCUCUUACCAUGUAGAUGGAUACACACAGAUUGACGGGGUUGAAACUGUGUAUGAGAACAACGGUUGUUUCUUCCACGGUUAUAAAUCUUGCUUUGUGCCCCAGGCCAUGUGGGUCCUAACCCAAAAUACUUUUGGGGAAAUGUAUCAAGAAUUUCAAGACAAAUUGGAUUCUUUACAGGCUAAUUACGGGUUAAAAGUGGAGGUUUUGUGGGAGCACGAAUGGGCCGCUCUCAAAAAGUCUGAUCAUCAUGUUCAAGCCUUCCUUUCCAGCUAUGACACACCAGAACCCCUGGAACCACGACAGGCCUUGAAUGGAGGCCGUACCAAUGCUUUGACAUUGCGGUAUGUAGCGCAACCCGACAAGACAAUAGGAUAUGUAGAUUUUUACAUCUCUUUAUCCUCAUGCAAUGAGUUCCUCAUGCUAUCCUAUGGGGCAUUCGGAAAUUAUUUAUCGCGACUUUGACUUACCUCAACACUAUUUUGGUCUGAUCAAAGCAACUGUCUACCCUCCUAGGGGUUUGUUUAUACCAGUGUUGCCUUACAAGGGCCCUCAAUGAAAACUUUUCUUUCCCCUUUGUCGCACCUGCAGUGAAAACAACAACCAGCAAAACCUAUGUGAUCACACAGAUCAAGAAAGAGCCCUGACAGGGGUAUGGGUCACAGUUGAAUUCUCUAAGGCUCUAGAGAUGGGGUAUCGUGUGGCCAAAAUCUUUGAAGUGUUGAACUUUUCCAGGAAAUCAGACACUCUUUUUAAGGAGUACAUCAAGACCUUCUUGAGAUGCAAGCAAAUGGCUUCAGGCUAUCCUGCAUCGGUCACAGAUCAAGAGAGCAAAGACAAGUACAUUCAAGACUAUCACGACAGAGAAGGCAUACUUCUUGACCCUGACAGAAUAGAGGUCAACAAAACCAAAAUAAAUGUGUCAAAAUUGUACUUAAGCUUUCCCCAAAGAGAGUUUUCGCAGAGAUGCAAUAUGUUAACAACGUCGAUCAUUAAAGACCCCAAAUUAUUUUUGGAAUUUGUUUUUUCGGACCAAUACGAAAUUUCACAUUUUUCAGUCUUGAGUCAAGACAUUGCCCUGGUGCAAUGGAGGCGCAACAAGAAGUGGGUUCUACCCCCGGGUAAUGUAAAUGUGUUUCUUGCAGCAUUUACCACGGCCUGUGGCCGACUAGAACUGUACACCCUCAUGGAGAAGCUUCAGAGGCGAGUUCUAUACCACGACACAGACUCUAUGGUCUAUGUAAACAAACAGGGCGAUUGGAACCCCCCACUCAGCAACUAUCUGGGUGGUUUAACGAGUGAACUCGAAGAUAGUGACCAUAUCACAGAAUGUUCCUCCUGUGGUCCCAAAAGCUAUACUUUUAGGACUAAAGACAAUCACGUGGUGUUGAAAGCCAAAGACGUGACUCAAAACUAUGAAAAUGCCCAGCGUGUAAACUUGGAAUCAAUCACACGCUUGGUCGAGGGGUUCAUAAACGACAGGAAUAGUGACUUGGAGAUUUUGAGCUCCUACAAAAAAAUAGUUAGGGAUAAAAAGGGCUUCCAUCUAAGGAAUGCCCCACUUACUAAAAGAUUCAGGGUAGUCUAUGACAAGAGACUGCUUUUGCCUGAUGGGACCACAUUGCCCUUUGGCUACUGACUUAUGCUACAAGCCACAGUGUGUCUUAAAGCUUAAGAUAUCAUGGCUGCUGUAGAAGGUUUUGACCCCCGGUUGCAACUACCAUUUUCAGCCUUAAUCGCAGGCCCAUCUAAUAGUGGUAAAACUUGUUUUGUAAAAAGUAUUUUAGAGAAUUCUGAACAUGUGGUAUCUCAAAAGCCUGACAAUAUUGUGUGGUGUUAUUCGUGUUAUCAACCUCUGUAUGAUGAAUUCUUGAAGAAAAUAGGAAUACCUGAAUCCCUGACUGAUGAUGAACUUCUCCCUCCUCAUAAAAACAAUCUGCUGGUUUUGGACGAUAUGCUAUUUGCAGGUAGCGAACAUCCUGAAAUUGCCCGAGCUUUUACCCAAUUUACUCAUCAUAGAAACCUGUCUGUGCUUUACUUGGUACAGAAUGUCUUUCACCAAGCUAAAAAUAGGCGCACCAUCAGUUCGAAUGCCAAUGACAUGGUUUUGUUCAAAAAUCCUAGAGACAAACUACAAAUGAACACUCUAGCUCAGCAGAUGUACCCGGGAAGGAAAUCCUACUUCAUGGAGAGCUAUGAGGACGCUACGAAAGCACCAUUUUCAUAAUUAAUCGUGGAUUUAAAAGCAAAUACUCCAGAACACCUGAGGCUACGAACCUGUCUGUUCCCAUGUGAGUGCCGGCUGCGUACAUUCCUAAAAAGUAACCGCUAUGUCUCUGCGUUUAAAUAGAAACCUGCCCCUCUUGAGAAGCCUAGUUGGGGCUACAGCUAAAGAACUCAAUGCCAUCUUAGGUCACUGUUCUUCAGAUCUCAUAUUAUCCCUAUGUGAGAUUGCUUUGAAUCUUCUCAAAGGACGCAUUCCACUCACCCUGACCCAAUUGAAAAUAUUAAAGAGACAAAAGACCGCGAUCAAACUCUUUGCCAAUAAAAGGGCCAGUCUUCAAAAGAAAAGACAUACCAUACAACAGUCUGGGGGUUUUCUUCUACCUUUACUAAGUAUAGCCGUGCCCUUCAUCACCAGAUAUGUUGUUAUUAAAUUGCGGUUGGAAAGCCUUAGCAGGGACCUGACAUCCGUCCUGACAGAGAGUUACAUACUCUGCAUUGAAGUGUUGAAAAUUAAAUGGGUUUUUAUUUAAGCUGCCCGUAUUAGAGGCGUGAUCAACCAAACUUAUAACCAUGUAUCGUGGUAAAGGGCCUAGAAAUAGGUUUUCUUGACUGCAGAUUCUACUGCCCACAGGUAUGCUAAAUGUUUUCAUGGUAAUUCUUUGGAGAGGGUAAAGGGCAUUUCCUUUUAUCAAAGCCUGUGAGUGACCCAGACGAAUGGCCGGAGAUACAGACACUUUUUAAAUAAAAAGCGUUGCCCCCAACACUUUUAAACUAAAGUCCCCGUCCUGGGCAGACAUCAGGCAAAACUCAUCCUUGACCCUGGUUAAUUUUAGUCUUAAAUCAACCGAAUUUAAGAGUAAACGUUCUUGAAAGAAAAUGUCAGAAUGUAUAUAGGCCCUAGCAGAUGAAACUCUCGAGAUUCGGCACAGUAGCGAGUGCGUUUCUCCAGUCCUUUGUUUGCACCGGUGGAAUUGGUCUCUCGAUUCCAUAGAGACUCCUGCAGUAUCCUUGCUAAACAGCCCGGUGCUGAAUUGUGUCUUGAGAGUGUCUUCGGAGUAGUUGAGUAAACACUCCAUGAUGGCCCUAUAAGGGUAUGUGGCACUGAUUUGACUGAUUAGGUGUUCACCCAAAGUCACAUCCACUUGGGAGAAAAUGGUGGCCACUGGGUAAUUAAUGAGAUUCACUUUGGCAUCGUUUGCAAUAUUAGUACCAUCUCUUUUGGUUACUUUUAGACAUAAAUGCACCAGGGUGUUGUGGAGGUCCAGAUAGUUGUCACCGUGGCCUGGUAUGAAAAAUUCUAUAGGACUGUUGUCUGUAAUGGCAGAGAAUGGGGCUAUCUCCACAUAACUGGACCUCUCUAUUGAAUGUUGGAUUAAGGGGGCCGUGAAAAGAUCGAGCUCUGUCUUUAUAGCUUCAGAGGACAUGCGGUGUAAAAGAGCCAUGUUGCUUGUUCUUUUAGAAAAUACUUCUGAGUAUUUUUAUUUUGUCGUUAUUGGUCCAGAUCUCCUCACUUUACCCCGUCUUUGACUUACUGAGUUUCUUUUAACUGAUAACCUCAGCUUUUUAGGGGAAAGCCUUAUACCCGGAGGUCUCUUUUUUGGUCUUCGAAACAACAUCAUAAGCCCCGAGCCUUCUUGACGCUCGACAUCUGGUGACGCCCUUCUGGUCAUAGCAUUGGCUACAACCUCACUUACUAUAUUUUUAGCGGCUGAUUUUAAAUGCGGUUUAGCUAUGCUGAGGCCUCUCUUCAUAAACGGUAAAACCAUCCUAAAGAGGUUACGAAAUAUACCUCCUAUCCCCGAACCGUACAUGUUAGGGUAUCCAUAAUAGCCGGGUAACCCAUUACCCACUUGAACAACAUAGUAUGAUGUAUAGCGGUUAGGGUCGAGAUGUUGGUGGUCCAUAAUCCUUUUUAAUUUAUUUGUAUUAUGUUUAUAAAAAUAUAUCAUAUUAAUAUCAUAUAUGUAGAGAGGUUUUGGUGGGUCUAAAGUGGAGUUUUACAAUUAUUUUACCAUAAGUAAAUUCUAUGUUUUCGUUCUGAUCCGUUUUAAGCUCAACCAGAAUGUUUUCAAUAUAUUUCUUGCUUACAGGUACGUAAUGUGGCUUGUCGUAGGUGACAGUGACUAUGUCCCCGUCCUUUCCAUCUAUAUGAACUGUUCUCAGGAGGGGCACACAGCUGUCUCCGACCCUUUGAUAGGAUAUGAUGUCGGUAUGCACAAAUAUGUUGUAAAAUCCUGCAUGUAUAUCUGCAGGGAAUGGGAAUAAUUUACCUUUCACAUACGUCCAUUUAUUGGGACCCAUCCCCAACAUGUGGGGGUAUGUAAUCUCGCUGAGACCUACUUCCCAGGCCUCUGAUAACUCUAUAGGCUUUGGAAAAUUGGUUGUAUAAUUCGAACUCUGAUUAUUACGAUAUAUAUGUGCAGACGCAUUACUGGGGAGAGUCAGGUAGAAGCCGCUGUGUUCCAUGAUGCACUCCUGUGUACAUGCGAAUUAUGUUGUAUUUAUCAUGCAUGAGGGUUUAAGUUAACCCCCGAUGCCUCCACCACAUCGUGCUCUAAUACACAACUGUUGAACUUUUGGGGCCAGUUUUUCCAGCUGACCAGCACCCAUUUUUGUUUACAGUUUAUUGUAUUCCUGAGUGUAGCCUGCCCUUUCGAUGCUAUCACUAUCAAAACACCCAUGGGUGUCCUAUUUCUGUCUUUCAGUGGCUAUGUGUUGCAUGUAGUAGUCUACACAGGAAGUGUCUUCAUUAUUCUAUGUAUUCUUGGG